CAGCAGCGAGAUUCAGGACGCCGAGUGCACAGCUUUCCGGGAGAACCCGGGGCUACGCCCGCCCGAGGGCUGCUGAUGCGCCGCCUCCGUGCGCCCCUCGUCAGACGCCGGCGGUUACUGCUUCCGAGGUCAUUUGACUGGGACGCGUCUUUCGGUGCAGACUUGGCGCGCGCCUGCAGGAGCGGCGCCAACCUGCGCCCAAACCCGGGCAAAUGACUUCCCUCUGCCCUCGCUCAGUGCUCGGCUACCAUUUCCUUCCGUCUUUGCUCCGCUCUGUGUUUAACGGCGCGCGCCAGGCAAGACCGGGGACGGAGGCCGCAGGGCUCUCCUGGCCAGGCUCGCCCCUGAAUCCCACCCCGCGGGGGGCCGUGCAGCUCCCGGCGCUCCGGCCGCUGACCAGCGCCCGCAGUCUGAGCCGAGGUUGCCGCAGCGCCAGUAAUGUCGGGGCCCAGGCUGGAAGGACACGGCGUGGGGAGGCUGGGAGCCUGCAGGCCAACAAGGCACAAGUCAUCUCCCCCAGCAAACGGGCCCGGCCUGCGGAGGAGGGCGGCAUGCGGCUCCGCUUUGUCCGGCUUUCGGAGCACGCCACCGCUCCGACCAGGGGGUCCGAGCGCGCCGCGGGUUAUGACCUAUACAGUGCCUAUGAUUACACAGUACCACCUAUGGAGAAAGCCCUUGUGAAAACAGACAUUCAGAUAGCUCUUCCUUCUGGGUGCUAUGGGAGAGUAGCUCCACGUUCUGGCUUGGCUGCAAAACACUUCAUAGAUGUAGGAGCUGGUGUCAUAGAUGAAGAUUAUAGAGGAAAUGUUGGUGUUGUACUGUUUAAUUUUGGCAAAGAAAAGUUCGAAGUCAAAAAGGGUGAUCGAAUUGCACAGCUCAUUUGUGAACGGAUAUUUUACCCAGAAAUAGAGGAAGUUCAAGUUUUAGAUGACACUGAAAGGGGUUCAGGAGGUUUUGGUUCCACUGGAAAUAAUUAAAAUUUACGCCAAGAACAGAAAAUGAGAAAAUAUACUUUUUCCUUGAAAAUAAAGACUUUGCUUAAAGUGUUCUGGUGUUUUGCACUUCUGUAAACUUAACAGUUUUAGCUUCUAAAAAUACUUGGUUCUCUUAUGAUCAAGGAAAGGAUACCUCUGUUGGGAUCACAUAGAAACUUACUUUCUUGUGUUUUUCUGCAUUUGACUGUUAUAUAAAUCUGUGUGGUGACCUCACACAGUUUCUUUUAAAUUAAAUGCACAUCAGUUACCCCAAAACCUGUAUUAUUUAAUUCACUAUAUAUUAUCCCUUCAGUAACUUAUUUUUUAAUUGCUUUAUAUAUCAUAAGCAAUGCCUUUCAUUCAAUAAAUUUGAAUUCUUU
Molecule: messenger RNA, 1354 nt
Organism: Balaenoptera musculus (blue whale)
Lineage: Eukaryota; Metazoa; Chordata; Mammalia; Artiodactyla; Balaenopteridae
Gene: DUT
Product: deoxyuridine triphosphatase
Exons: 7
Coding region: 213-977 (254 amino acids)
Biological process (GO): dUTP catabolic process; dUMP biosynthetic process
Molecular function (GO): dUTP diphosphatase activity; magnesium ion binding
Source: RefSeq, a predicted model, not a curated record